This is a messenger RNA of Alligator mississippiensis (American alligator), 9202 nucleotides long. It is a transcript of the gene TCAF2, whose product is annotated as TRPM8 channel associated factor 2. Lineage: Eukaryota; Metazoa; Chordata; Crocodylia; Alligatoridae. The record is from RefSeq and is a predicted model, not a curated record. The transcript has 8 exons. The coding region runs from base 297 to 3038 and encodes 913 amino acids.
AGUGCCUCCUGGCAGUUCCACUUUCUCUCCCCAGGCUGCAGAGAAUGCUGCAGCUCCCUCCACAGAGCUGCUUCUCUUAAACCCGAUCCCCAUUGCCUUCUCAGUGCCUUCGGCUAUCCCUGCCGUCUCGCUGCCUGAGUCAGCCACUGCCAGUUUCUGGUGUUCCCUUUUUGCCUGCCCCAUGUCUCCUGUUAUCCUGGCGUUGUGGCUGACUCCCCCUUUCCUCUCCUCCUGAAACACCGGGUGAAGAACGAGCCCUGCACAGUUCUUGCAAUUCAGAUAAAAGGAGACUGAAGAUGAAACCCUCAGCCAUUUAUGAGCGCCUGGUGGGUGGUAUUGGGCAGUGGGAUUUCACUGGAGAUUUUGUUCCCUGUGAGCUGCUGCUUACAGGAGAGGCUGCCUUCCCGGUGCUGGUGAGCCCCCAGAAGCAGGUUCUGAUUGCUGUUUCGCAGUUUGGAAAGGGCCGGAUAGUGGUUGUUUCCCACGAAGAGAUUUUGAAGAACCCCAGGUUCUCCCAGUUCCUUCAAAAUGCUGUGGACUGGCUCAGGCCCUCCCCAGGAGCGCUAGUCGGUGUUCAUAGGAAUUUCGAUUCCCUCUCUGAGCUGCUGCUGGGGGCUGGCAUCAAAGUACAGCUUGGAGUGGGACUCAUUGCCUCCAUCGGGGUGUACUGUAUAGAUGCCUAUGAUGACACCCAGGCAAAGGCUUUGGUCCAGUUUGUGAAGGGAGGUGGGGGUCUACUCAUCGGAGGCCAGGCCUGGCAUUGGGCUUCUCAACACGGUGUGGACAGGGUCCUGUUUGAAUUCCCUGGGAACCGGGUGACCAGCGUGGCUGGUGUGUACUUCACAGGAAAUGCUGUGGAGACAGGUGUCUUCAAAGUCUCGAAGAAAAUACCAGAAAUCCCUCUCACUGUCAGGCAUGGAGCCAAUCUCUUUCAUGAUGUGGAGCUUCUCAUGCAUGGUGUGACAGAGCUGGAUAUCAUGACAGGCGGGAUACCCUCCCAUUUGCUGGUGCAUGGUGUGCUGGCCUUCCCACUUGGCCUGGAUGGCUCACUACACUGCUUCUUUGCCGCAGCACGCUAUGGUCAGGGCCGUGUGGUAGUGGCAUCCCAUGAGGGACAGCUGUGCGCCCCGAAGCUGGCCAGGUUCCUGCUCAAUGCUGUGAACUGGUUGGAUGCUGGGUGGAAAGGGCUGAUUGGAGUUGUUGCCAGCUUGAGGGGGCUGUGCCCCAUUCUCUCUCAGGAGGGGCUGAAGUUCCAGGUGUCAGAGCUGAGGAAUGACAUGAGUGUCUACUGCUGCUCUGCAUACAGCGACCAAGAGGCUGACAAGAUCCACACGUUUGUGGCAGAAGGAGGAGGCCUGCUGAUUGGGGGCCAGGCUUGGUAUUGGGCCUCCCAGCAUCAAGACCGAGCUGCUGUCGCUGAAUAUCCUGGCAACAAAAUCCUCAACCACUUUGGCAUCAGCAUCCUGGGCAUGAACAUCAAGGCAGAUAAGUACCCAGCUCAGCUCCCCAUGGAGCACUACCACUUCCGCCGUGCGCUCUCUCUCUUCCAGAGGCACGUGGACAAGGAAGAGCCUUUCCAGCCUCCCUUGACCAGCUGGCUGCAGAGGCUGAGGCAGGACUGCUCUGCCUUCCUGCGCAUCCCAGCUGAAGACUGCCCUACCUACAACUCACUCCACCUCAUCCUGAUCAAGGUGCUGCGUAGAACUGGGAUCCCACGGGUCAGCAAGCAGUGCCCAGUGAAGAGCAACUCCAAGGAGGCUGUCCUGCUAAGCCUGGCAACAGAGCUGUCCCAAAACAUGACAGACUGUGCUGCCCUGGUACAGAAACCUGGUGAUGGGGUCUGCCUGCCACCUUCCACCUCUCGUAUCACUGUGGAAAUAGAUGGUGCAAAUGCAGGUGGGACAGCAUGGAGAAGUACUGGUCUUUACCUACCUGAUGGGAGCACGGCUGUGAUAACCCUUCCUUGUACGGCAAUCAGUGCUGGUCUGCAGGUGCAGAUUGGGUGUCAUUCUGAUGACCUCACUAAUGCAAAGGAGCUGAUGCGGGCCCCAGUGGUGAUACGUAAGUGCCAGGUCAACUGUCAGAACCAGUCAGUUUCCUGCCUCUGGGGUGGCCUCAUUUACAUUGUCGUACCAGGCGGAAGCCAGCUGGGGAAGGUGCCUAUGGCUAUAGAAGGAGCAAUCAAAGCUCCUUUCUUCAGACUUGGAGAGACCUGUAAACGCCAAUGGCAGACCAACAUCCGGCACUACCCUGCUCCCUGGGCAGAACUAGCGACUGAGAAUCUGAUCUUGACUGUGCCUGCUGACAACAUCCGCCAUGUAGAGAACCCAGAGCCACUGCUGACCCUGUGGGAUCAGAUCAUGUGGGCAAUAGCCACGCUGGCAGCAGCACCAGCAAAAUUCCCAAGGCCAGAAAGGAUUGUAACAGAUGUCCAGAUUUCAGCUGGCUGGAUGCAUGCUGGCUACCCCAUUAUGGGCCAUCUGGAUUCAGUGAAGGAGAUGGUGAAUGUGGAACAUAUGCGAACAACUGGCCUGUGGGGUCCCAUCCAUGAACUAGGACAUAAUCAACAGCGGGCAGGCUGGGAAUUCCCCCCUCACACUACGGAGGCCACCUGCAACCUCUGGUCUGUCUAUGUACAUGAGAAGGUGCUGGGUAUCCCCAGGAACAAGGCCCAUGAAGCCCUCCGGCCAGCGUGUCGAAAGGAGAGGAUAAAAGGGUAUCUCGAGGAAGGAGCUCAGCUGAAGGACUGGAGCAUGUGGACUGCACUGGAGACAUACUUGCAGCUGCAGGAGGGCUUUGGCUGGGAACCCUUCAUCGCGCUUUUCUCUGAAUACCAGAAGAUCCUCACCAUCCCCAAGGACAACCCCUCCAAGAUGAAUAUGUGGGCUCGGAAGUUUUCUCUGCAGGUGAACAAGAAUCUGGCUCCUUUCUUCAUGGCUUGGGGAUGGCCUAUAAAGAAUGAAGUCUCCUCAGAGCUGGCAACUCUACCAGUCUGGGAGGAGAACCCCAUGAAGAAGUAUAUCCCUGUGAAAAAAUGACCUAGGUUGUGAGAUCCUUAAAUCUAGUGCCUAACUCCUAUUGGUCUUGUGAGCAAGAUGCCUAAAUGCCUUUUAAAAGCUAGGGUCAAGUUUCUAAAACAUAAGUUAAACAAAUCUGAUAUUACCCCCCUCAUCGACCCAAGUAUCUGAUCCACAUCAAUAUCUGAAACUACUAGUCUUUGUAUCAUUGGGCAAUUACCCUUAGUUUUGCACAGAAUGCUUCAGCUGUUUGGGUGAAAUUCACCUGCUUGCAGAGGACUCAGCAAAGGUCAAUAUACCAUUCAAGUCCUAUGUAAGACCUGUUGUGAGGGCUUACAUAGUGCACAGGCCUUACACUGGCCCUCUGCCUAGAAGUGAUUGCAUGCAGUUCCUGCAAAACCUGUCUCUGCACCCAUAGAUUCUUCCUGGGCAGAACAUUCACUGUGCUUACCUUGUGGAUCAUAUCUCAGGAUAUUCUUCCUCAAUGCAAAUACUGUCAAUGGCAAUUGAGUUCUUCUAGUUUAUUGUUUUAAUCUAGGUAAUACAAGACCUCCAUUAGAGGCUUGACCAGUUUUAGUUUUUAAGCUUUAAUCUCUAGUAGUUUCCACACCCAUUACCAUAAAACCCAGUAGUCAUAAUGCUUUUAUACAACUGUCAUUUGGCUGAUAACCCAGAUGCUGAUAAUUUCUUUCUGCUUUGUCUUGCUAAUUUUCAUUUGUAUUCUGUCUUGAUUGCGCUCCCAAUUACUCUGUGAUACUGAAAUGUGUGAGGUUAAAUUUUUGCCUCGCAUUUUACAGUUACUUUCUGUUGUUUGGCACUGAUAUAAGAGGGUUUUCCAAUAAAGUCUGUAUGGUAUUCUGGCACAGGGCAGGGAACUCUUCAAUCCCGUAUUAGCCCUGUUUUGAAGACCCAAAAUAAAACUUGUCAUGGUGUCUACACAAGUGGACUUCAUCCUCAGUGAACUUAUAAACAGAAGUCAAAUAAUGCAUGGAUGGAAACAAGUGGUUAAGAAUGUUGUCUGUUCUGUUAUGGAACUCUAUGGUGUUGAAGCUGUGGCAUUAAUUUAUUUUUUCUUAACAAAACAGAGAGAGGCCAAGCAUGCAGAGGAGGGGCCAAGUCCUGGCAUACAGAGUGUUUCGUCAGUUUCAGUGGAGCGAUCACAAUUUAUGCCAGUUGACAUUCUGAUCUGAUGUACUUAGGGAUGCAUGUUAAUCAAACCCAGUUUUAAAACAACCAAUUCAAUUUCAUUUGUUGGCAGGGUGGGGUCUUUUUAGUAAAAAAAAAAAUAUAUAUAAUGCCAUAAAAUGGGAAAAAUUGGAUAAAAAUUUUGCUCGGUAAAUGCCAGCCGGGACCUUGGUUGCAAAAACAGGCAUCCCGACUUGGUCUCUACAGCAGUAAAACAAGACAUUGGUGUAAAGAGAGAUCCCAGAAAGAUCAAUGAAACUAGUCGGUGUCCUGUCUGGAACAAGUUCAUGUCAUGGUUGAGAGCAGUCUUUCACAGAAAAACAGAAAAAGAAAAUACACUUGGAAAAUAUAUUAACUUCAGACAGAUUGAAACCAGGCUCUCCUUCUCCAAUAAACUCCAAAAACCGAUGGGUUCAUUGUGAAACUUUCUAAUUAAAUGUGAUUAAUUGACUUUCUUUUCACAAGAAGUAGUUAGCUAUGUUAGUCUGAAGGCAGCCAGAAGGCAGGGUACAUUUGCACCUUAUAGACUAAAUUAUGGAUGUACAAGCUUUCAUAAAUAGUAGUUUACCUAAUCAGAUUAUAUGAAGGGACUGCAGGGACAAGAGCUCUGCAUGCUGCAGUUCCUGUGUAGCAUUUGAUAAUGUAAACUGCUGCUUCUGAAAGCUUAUGCAUCUAUGGCCUAGUGCAGGGUGGCCAACCUGCAGCAUACAUACCACAAGUGGCACAGGAAGCUUCUGUGUGUGGCAGACUGCAGAUCAGGGAAGGAACAGGCAUCACAGUGACAGAUAGGGUAGGAAGCAGAAAGCAGAGAAGCAGGUUGGGUAGGGGAAGGGGAUUGGAUUGGUGCUUGAAGAGGGUAUGGGGCUAAUUUGUGGCAAGUUUGCCAGUGGGUUGGCUCCAAACGAUUUAGUCCAGUGGUUCCCAAACUCUGACAGAUUGCACACCACUAAUUUAAAAUGACCUUAAGUACCACUAGCAAAUUUUUGUCAUCUAAAGUAAUUAUAAUAAAUCUGUUAACGCGUACCACUGACAGGUUGUCUGUGUACCACUGGUGGUACCCGUACCACAGAUUGGAAACCGCUGAUUUAAGGUGAAAAUCUACCUUGCCUUCUGCUUUUAAUUUUACAGUCAGCUUGUCUGAUGAAACAUCACUUGCUAGUGUCCACACACAUGCUAGAUAGUCCCCUGUUCCUAUAACUUGGCAAAGAAACUCCUAAUACUGCCUAGUCAAAGUUAAUUUAACUUCUCCAGUGUGUCUCUAAGACUGCCUAAGACACUUGCAGGCAGACUACAAAAUAAAUAGGCAUGAUAUUUCUCCAGGAUUAGGUAGCAUGUGGAAUGAGAACUCUUUCAGGUUAAGCUUGUGGCUGGAAACAGUUUGCUCCCCAGUGAGGCUCCUCUUUGAACACCCCUUACUCACAGUGAAGCAUUCGAUAGCAUUUAAUGAUAGAUCCCUUUUAAUAAUACAGCCAAACCCUGUACUAUAGCCUCCAUGUCCUUAGGUUCUUCUUCUCUCAGAUCCCUUAUAGUAUCACAGACUCAGAAAAGUGUUGUUAAAAUACUCUCAAGAGGAAAAGGGAUGGCCCCCCUGCUGCAGAGGAAGGCAAAACAUUCCUUCCUGAUCCCAGAUGUGGUGAUUGGUCUGACCAUGAACUGAGUCUCUCUCUAGCCAGGAGACUCCAAGUUUCAGCCCCAGCAGGAGCAUUGGCACACACAGUCAAAAUCCCCAACUUUGGCUGCAGCCAACCCUAACACUUCUGAGGAAGGCAAAAAAAUACUUCUGACACCUGUAACAAUAGGCAGGGGAAAAAUCCUUCCUGGCACCAUGCGGCAACCAGCAAAGUCCAGAAGUGAGAGAAAAACCAAAGGCCCUAAACUCUGCUUUGAAACCUGGGGUAUAAAACCUUGUGUUGAGCUAGAUAGAAUCCUUUUAACAUGCAUUAUAGUUACUUUAGUAGGCUUGUAGCUGCAUUAACUAUAAGUUAGUCCAAGUUAGUAUAUGUGGGUGCAUCCCCACGAGUGAGCAUGUGUAGUUUGUAGCGCCACAAACCCAUCUGUGGCACUGCAAACAGCACAUACCACAUAUGCAUGCAUUUGCCAUGCUACAAAUUAGCAUAGUGUAGUGGGUUUGAUCCUGGUGUCAAAAAAAGCCCGUGCCAAAAAUAGCAGGGUGGCGCAUGUGGCUGCAGCACGUGCCACCUGAAACCGGAACCUGGCCAGCCACAGUCACACUCUGGUUGCUGGCCAGGCUCCAUGCACCUGUGCACCCAGAUCACCACUGCUGCAUCCCUGGGAGGCCUGCAGGACCAGGUUUCAUAGUUUCAUAGUUGAUAGGGUUGGAAGGGACCUGAGCAGAUCAUGAAGUCCGAUCCCCUGCCAUGGCAGGAAAGAGUACUGGGGUCAAACGACCCCAGCAAGGUGUUCAUCUAGCCUCCUCUUAAAGACUCCCGGGUUAGGAGUUAGCACCACUUCUCGUGGAAGUUGGUUCUAGAUCCUAGCCUCCCUGACAGUGAAGUAGCGCCUCCUGAUAUCUAGUUUAAACCUACACUCUGCCAGCUUGUGACCGUUAUUUCUUGUCACUCCUGAUAGUGCUCGGGGGAACAGGGACUCCCCCAAUGCCUGCUGGUCCCCUCUGACUAGUUUGUAACAGGCCACUAGAUCCCCCCUCAGCCUUCUCUUGUGGAGGCUGAACAGGUUCAGGUCCCUCAGCCUCUUCUUGUAGGGCCUGCCCUGCUGCCCCCGAUCAUGCGAGUGGCCCUCCUCUGGACCCUCUCCAUGUUGUCCACAUCCCUCCUGAAGUGCAGCGCCCAGAACUGGAUGCAGUACUCCAACUUCGGCCUGACCAAUGUCAUAUAGAGGGGGAGGAUCACCUCCUUGGACCUGCUUGAGAUGCAUCUAUGAAUGCAUGACAAGGUGCGGUUGGCCUUCCUGACCACAUCCCCACACUGUCGGCCCAUGUUCAUUUUGGCAUCAAUAAUGACUCCAAGAUCCUUUUCUGCCUCUGCACUGACAAGAAGGGAGUUCCCCAGCCUGUAGGUAUGCUGCUGGUUCUUCCUACCCAGGUGCAGUACCUUGCACUUGUCAGUGUUGAAACCCAUCCUGUUCUCAUCCGCCCACCCCUGUAACCUGUCUACGUCCAAUUGCAGCCUAUUCCUCCCUUCUAGCAUGCCCACUUCCCCGCACAUCUUAGUGUCGUCUGCAAAUUUGAACAGGGUGCUUUUUACACCCCCGUCCAAGUCUCUGAUGAAGAUGUUGAACAGUGUGGGUCCAAGGACCAAGCCCUGGGGGACCCCACUGCCCACAUCCCUCCAGGUCAAAAAUGACCCAUCCACCAUCACUCCCUGGGUGCGGCCCUCCAGCCAGUCAGUGACCCAAUUGACUGUGUAGGUGUCAAUGCCACAGUCCCCUAGUUUUUUAAUGAGAAUGGGGUGAGAGACAGUGUCGAAGGCCUUCCUGAAGUCCAGAAAGACUACUUGCACUGCUACCCCUGUGUCUAAGGAUUUUGUGACCUGGUCAAAGAAGGCACCAGGUUGGUCUGACAGGACCUGCCUCUAAUGAACCCAUGUUGGUUGCCCCUAAGCAUAACCUCCCCUGCUGGCCCCUCAUGGACAUGUGCCAGGAUAAUUCUCUCAAAAAGCUUACCCAGGACCAAGGUAAGACUAACUGGCCUAUAGUUUCCUGGGUCCUCCUUCCUCCCUUUUUUGAAAACAGGAACCACGUUGGCCCUUUUCCAGUCCUCUUGCACCACACCAGAGCACCACAAGUGCUUGUAAAGCCAUGCCAGGGGUCCCGCAAUGACCUCUGCUAAUUCCCUCAGCACUCUGGGGUGGAGGUUGUCAGGACCAGCUGAUUUAAAUACGUCCAGUCCCUCCAGAAGUUCCCUGACUAGAUCCUCACUGACUCUAGGCCUGGGUGCACCUCCCCUGGGUUCUAGGGGGGUCCCGGUGGGGGGUGACCCAGUCCCUGCUCAGGAAAAUGGAGGCAAAGAAAUUGUUAAAUAGGUUAGCCUUGUCGUCUGGUGUGAUGACAAGAUUUCCUAGCGUGUAUUGCAGAGGCCCCAUGCUACCCAGUACCUUCUUUUUACCCACUAUGUAUUUAAAAAAGGACUUCUUGUUGUCUUUGAUCUGGGUAGCUAGUCCCAGUUCCAUCUCCGCCUUGGCCUUCCUGACUGGCCCCCAUGCCCCGAGCAACUGAGGUAUAGUCCUCCUUGGUGAUGGCCCCUCCCUUCCAUUGGGUGUAUGCCUCCCUUUUAGCUAGGAGAUGUUCCGAUAUACUUUUGGUGAGCCAAGGGGGCUUUUGCGCCCUCUUGCCCCCUUUGAUCUGUGUUGGGAUUACCUCCCUUUGGACUUGGAGGAUUGUAUCCUUAAGGAACGACCACUCUUCUUGGACACCUGACUCCUCUCCCCUCCGGGACCUCAGGUGCUGGCCCCAGCCUCCCUUACCUGACCUGGGUCAAUUUGCCAUUCUCCAGAACAUGCGUGCAGAGGCAUGCCUGGGGACAACUAGCGGCACAAACAUGUGACAGUGCUGUUUGUCCUUGGGGAAAUGCACAUUCCUGCUCAUGGGGACGCACCCAGUGAGGCUAAGGGAAGAAAUGUAAAAGGAACUAAGUCACAGGUGAGAAAAGCUUCUUGGAAGACUAGCCAGUCUGAGAACAUCUAAUCUUAAUAAAGGGAUUAGUUCAGUGUAUACCAUCUUGGCUAACAGAAUGACAUCUUUUUGUUACCAUACUUGUCAAAGUUUCUAUCAAGUAAUGUUUUACGUCUUUGUUUGAGAAGGGUGAUAAAAAGGGGCUCAGUCUCUAAAUGUGGAUAAGAUCGCCCUAACAAGCUGGUUAGUUGUUAAUAAUUCAUAAGAUUUUAAGAUGCAGAGAUUCCAAGUUGUAAGACUGCUUACUUCUGCUUGGUUCAUAAAGAUAUAUCUAGCUAUGUAUUUUGCUAUUUUUUAUUUGCUAGCAUAUUCAUAAUUGGAAAUUCUAAUAAAACUUGCUUAUAAAUUCA